AUGAGCAUACUGGGAGGCACCACAAUCAACCAGUACAAUCAGUGCAUUAAUUCAGCUUCCACACUGGAGCUCAAGAGUCAUGGUUUCAGGUCUUGCACUGCUCACUUGUACCGCAUUUUACCUGUCUACCCAUUCUGUUAUUUGGGGAGAAAAGGAAAAGUUGUCUCACCUUCACCAAUCAUUCAGAACAGACCUUUCAUUGUGGUCUGGAAUACACCCACCGAGAACUGUAAGAAGAAAUUUAACAUUGACCUGGAUUUGCGCGCUUUCGAUAUUAUUGAAAACCAAAACGAGAGAUUUGUCGGCAAGAACAUAACCAUAUUCUACCAGAACAAGUUGGGCCUCUACCCGUAUUACACUGACACUGGAACCGCAGUGCAUGGUGGCGUGGUACAGAAUGCUAGUCUGCACCAGCACCUCCAGCAGGCCAGCAAGGACAUCCAGAACCUGCUGGACCACAACUUCCACGGACUAGCAGUGAUAGAUUGGGAAGAGUGGCGACCACUCUGGGACCGCAACUGGGGUGACAUGGACAUCUACAAGCAAAAGUCUGAAGAGCUGGUGAGAAGCAAACAUCCCUAUUUUCCUGAAUGGCUGGUUUUCCAGAUUGCCAAAAGUAACUAUGAAACUGCUGCCCAGAAUUUUAUGCAAGAAACACUUAGACAAGGAUGGAAACUAAGAUCAAUGGGUCUCUGGGGCUUUUACAAAUUCCCAGAUUGUUAUAACUACUAUCAUGAGGAGCCACUAACCAAAUACACAGGGCAGUGCCAUAAGGAAGAUGUCCCAAGAAACAAUCAGCUGACAUGGCUGUGGGAGGCCUCUCACGCUCUCUAUCCCAGUAUUUACCUUAAUAAAAUAUUCAGGUCCUCAGACAAUGCUCGCAAAUUUGUUCACUACAAGAUCAAGGAAGCUCUUCGAGUCGCUACCCUGGAAUCAUUAAGCAAGUCCCUGCCAGUUUUGCCCUACGCCAGAUACACCUACGCAAAAACAUUUGACUUCCUUACAGAGAUUGAUUUAGUUCACACUCUAGGGGAGAGUGCAGCCCUUGGGGCUUCUGGAGUGGUCCUCUGGGGGGACAUGGAGUUCCCACGAACGAAGGACGGAUGUGAGGAGCUGAAGAAUUAUAUUGACCAUCGGCUCGGCCGAUACGUUGUGAACACGACCAUGGCCGCCUUGCUGUGCAGUGAGGCUCUGUGUGAUGGGCACGGGCGUUGUGUGCGCCAGGACCCCAGCUCUCGGACCUACCUGCACCUCAAUCCAUCAUCCUUCCAGGUACUAUCUGUCCCUGGCUUCCCCGGACCCCAGCUGAGAUCACAGGGAGAGCUGCACACUGAAGACUUGCUGAAGAUGAGCAGGGAGUUCACAUGCCAAUGCUACAAGGGCUGGAGUGGGCCCCAGUGCCGGGAGAAAUGAGCACAGGAAGAUGAGAAUUUGUGCUCUUUCCCCUUCUCUCCUUUUUGAACUCGGCUUUCUUUCUUGCAUAAUAGCAACUGCUAUCUCCUCGUCUCUCAGGGAAGGUUGGGACCAGUUUAUGUUUAUCAUAAUAUUAAUAAUCUUGCAUUUGAUACAGUGCCUUAUCA
Messenger RNA from Callorhinchus milii (elephant shark), 1580 nucleotides. RefSeq names its product hyaluronidase-1-like. Gene Ontology annotation, molecular function: hyalurononglucosaminidase activity. The record is from RefSeq and is a predicted model, not a curated record. NCBI's taxonomy places the organism in Eukaryota, Metazoa, Chordata, Chondrichthyes, Chimaeriformes, Callorhinchidae. Bases 1 to 1413 code for a protein of 470 amino acids. Gene Ontology annotation, biological process: hyaluronan catabolic process; carbohydrate metabolic process. The transcript is spliced from 4 exons.